Carcharodon carcharias (great white shark) is the source of this 1578-nucleotide messenger RNA. It is a transcript of the gene echs1, whose product is annotated as enoyl CoA hydratase, short chain, 1, mitochondrial. Lineage: Eukaryota; Metazoa; Chordata; Chondrichthyes; Lamniformes; Lamnidae. Gene Ontology annotation, biological process: fatty acid beta-oxidation. Gene Ontology annotation, molecular function: enoyl-CoA hydratase activity. The record is from RefSeq and is a predicted model, not a curated record. Gene Ontology annotation, cellular component: mitochondrion. The coding region runs from base 59 to 934 and encodes 291 amino acids. The transcript is spliced from 8 exons.
GAUACUCUCAGAUUCUGGGGUAGAGGCACAGGCAGAGCCCAUUAGCAUUAGAGCAGCGAUGUCCUUUCUGUGCAGAGCGGCUGCGUCUUCACUCUGUGCCUCCAGAACCUUGCCUUGCGUGCUCAAUGCAGCCAGAGCGUACAGUACAGGUGGCCAGUAUCAACAUAUACUCGUGGAAAAGAAGGGCGAGAAGAAGAAUGUGGGGUUUAUCCAGCUGAAUCGGCCGACAGCUUUGAACGCUUUGUGUGACAUAUUGAUGAAGGAAGUCAGUCAGGCACUGGACAUGUUUGAAGAUGACCCUGCAGUUGGAGCCAUUGUCCUCACAGGGAGUGAAAAGGCAUUUGCAGCUGGUGCUGAUAUUAAGGAGAUGGAGAAGAAAACUUUCCAGGAAUGCUACGCUGGGAACUUCCUUUCCCAUUGGAACCGUGUGGCCACAACUAAAAAGCCUGUGAUUGCUGCUGUGAACGGCUAUGCUCUCGGAGGAGGCUGUGAGUUGGCCAUGAUGUGUGACAUCAUAUAUGCGGGUGAAAAAGCAUACUUUGGACAACCGGAGAUUCUGUUGGGAACUAUUCCUGGUGCCGGUGGAACACAGCGGUUGACCAAAGCAGUAGGGAAGUCAUUGGCAAUGGAAAUGGUCCUCACUGGAGACCGGAUUUCAGCUCAGGAAGCCAAAGCAGCAGGGCUCAUAAGUAAAAUAUAUCCAGCUGCUCAAGUGGUGGAAGAAGCUAUCAAAUGUGGAGAGAAAAUAGCGAGCAAUUCUAAGCUUAUUACAGCAAUGGCGAAGGAGGCAGUCAAUGGUGCUUUUGAAUUGACAUUGGCAGAAGGAAACCGAUUGGAGAAGCGUUUGUUUCACUCGACCUUUUCCACUAACGACCGGAAAGAAGGCAUGAGUGCAUUUGUUGAAAAGAGGAAGGCUAAUUUCACUGACCAGUGAAUGUACAAAGAUGUUCAGAAUGGCAAUGGGAACUGAAUUAUUAAUGUCACUGAGAAAGCCGGAUGUCGAGUAGAUCAGGAGUGGGGUUUUGGAAAUAACAAGUUCUGAUUUCAAAUAAAUAUUUUAUUUUGGUGCUCCUGUAUUCUUUUUAUCAAAGUAAUUGAAGAGGAAAUGUGAACAAUAACUUAAAUCUUCAGUAACCUUGACUCAACAGCCAACCUGUUGGAUCACAUGCUGAUCGAUCUGUUAGAUCCAUGAAUAAUUUAAGCUCGUUUUUUUUUUUUCUUGACAAGUAAUUUUGUUCUUGCCCAUGUUAAGCGUUUUAUCAUUUAGAAAGCAGGUGAAUCAAUAUGUGUAGAGUAUGUGGAAUUUGGACUGUUACUACAGCAACCUAGCAGACUGCAGCAAGCGGAAGAUAACAAUACAGGUCAACUCUUCAAAUCAACUUUCAUCGCAAUUGACUGCACCUGAGAGAUUGUGGAAUGGAAUUCUUGCUAUUUAAUUGUUCCUAAUUUUGUGGAAAGCACAUACUUAAAGAGUGGGUUAUUUGUACAGGGAUGCUGUUUGUUAAUAAUUCUUGAUUAACCAGUACUAAAAGAUUGAAAUAAAGGCAGCCUGCCCAUUGAGACUUUCAGUAACCUCAA